AUGUCGACCGUCACCCUAAGCUCUCCCCCGGUCUCUACGCAAGUAGAGAGCUCAUCGGGAAAUGCUGGCAACCCUGUCCAAGAAAAGCGACACCUAAGGGUCGACGAUACUUUCAUGGACCGUCUUUCAAGCAUCGACGGAUCCGCCUCGACCAUUGGGCGAGGUGCUCCCAUGCAAGGUAUCCCAACUUUUUCCAAUCCAUAUGACGAGCGGAAAUGGGCCCUGGAACGCAUGGCCGGUGCCUUCAGAAUAAUGGCGCGAAAGGGCUAUGGUGAAGGGACUGCAGGUCAUAUAAGUAUUCGAGAUCCGGUCGAUCCUGACACUUUUUGGAUUAACCCUCUUGCCCGUCACUUUGGUCUCAUGAAAGUGAGCGACAUGGUUCAAGUCGACAUGAAGGGCGAGAUCAUCGGUGGAAACAGAGCUGCCAUCAACACCGCCGGCUUUAGUAUCCACUCCGCUCUUCACGAUGCUCGCUCCGAUGUUAAUGCGGCCUGCCAUUUCCACAGUGCUCAUGGAAAGGCCUGGUCCUGCUUCGGACGGCCUCUAGAAAUGCUGAAUCAAGAUGCAUGCAUAUUCUACAAGGACCACGCGGUCUACGACAUGUUUGGUGGGAUUGCCCUCGAGGCAGAUGAGGGGUUAAGAAUUGCUGCUGCCCUUGAUGACAAACGAUGCGCCAUCCUGAAGAACCAUGGUCUAUUGACAACAGGCAGAACUGUUGAUGAAGCUGCUUACCUGUUCACUCUAAUGGAAAACACCUGCCGAGUGCAGCUUCUGGCGGAGGCUGCGGCUGCUUCGGGUAUUGAAAAAAGCAUUGUCCCGGACAAGGAGGCCGAGUAUACUUAUAAGCACUCGACACCUGAAGCUAUGUGGCUGGAGUUUCAACCUGAUUACGAGUACGAGCUAGCUGUCUCGGAAGGGGACUUCCUGAGAUAG
Penicillium atrosanguineum is the source of this 933-nucleotide messenger RNA. RefSeq lists its product as uncharacterized. Bases 1 to 933 code for a protein of 310 amino acids. Gene Ontology annotation, cellular component: cytoskeleton. Gene Ontology annotation, molecular function: actin filament binding. NCBI's taxonomy places the organism in Eukaryota, Fungi, Ascomycota, Eurotiomycetes, Eurotiales, Aspergillaceae. The transcript has 3 exons. The record is from RefSeq and is a predicted model, not a curated record.